AUGUCAGCGGAGGAGCCGCUCGAUCGCAUCGUGCUUCGCUACCUACAGAAGCGAGGCUACAAGGACGCCGAGAAGGCUUUCCUCAAGGAGAGCAAGUCCCAGAAGCUCACGGAGAUGGCGCUCGUGCCCCAUCUGGGCCCGGACGCCGCCAUCAGCGACCACAUCCUGUACUACAACGAGGAGGACGCGGACCCAAACUCGCUGGUGCAGGGCUACAGGCUCCUGCGCGACUGGGUGAACCACUCGCUGGACAUGUACAAGCCGGAACUCAUGCGGAUCCUCUGGCCCAUGUUCGUCUACUGCCACCUGGAGCUCGUCAAUCGCGACGAGGGCCACGUCGCGCGCGAGUUCCACCGCAGGUUCGGCCCCGAUCACCUCCUCCUCCACGAGGAGGAUGUUCGGGCGCUCGCCGGCCUCGCCACGCCCGCGCACGCCGAAUCCGACGCCACCGCGCGCAAAUUCCGCGAUAACCGCAUCCCGAUCUCCUGCUGCCAGUACACCUUCGACCUCCUGGUCAAGUACCUCCACCACGCCAACCAGAUGGCGCUGCUGGCCAUCCUCAACGCGCACAUCUCCGUCACCGUUGUCAAGGGCGACCCGGCGCCGCACACCGACGAAGCCGAGCUCUCCGCGAAGCAGGUCAUAACCGGCGUCGGCCCGCCGUCGCGCAUCGACAAGUUCAACGCCAAGUACGACCAAGGGCGGUGGGGCGUCCUCGAGGACAGCGUGGAGGUCCAGGCGCUCGACGAGUUUGAGGAGGAGAAGCUUCGCGAGGAGCGUGCUAAAAAGGAGGGGGCUAAAAACGCCGGCGACGGGGCCGAGGGAGGCGAGGAGGGCGGCGAGGGCGGGGACGGGAAGGAGGGUGGCGAUAAGGGCGAUAAAGACGGCGGGGAUAAGCCCACCAAGGACGCCGCGAAGAAGAAGAAGGAGAAGGACGACAAGAAGGAGGACGCCGAGGACGGCGGGGACGCGAGCGUCAAGUACGAGCCGACGAUCGUGCCCUCCGUCAUCCCGGUUCCCGAGCUGGACUACCACCACACCCGGGCCGCCAUCGAGGACAUCCGAUACCGCGUCGAGCUCGGACGUGGCGCCUUACCUUCCGUCGCCUUCUACACCUUCACGCACGCGCACAAGUAUCUGCACUGCUGCGUCACCGCGUCGGACGCGUCGCUCGUGGUGGGCGGGUUCGCGGAUUCGGUGGUGAGAGUUUGGGACAUCAACAAGUCGACGCCCGGGGCGAACCGGGACGUGUACUGCACCGACUCGGAGUCGAAGAGACGAAAGGCGGCGCGCGAGGAGGGCAUGACGCUCGCCGAGUGGGAGGAGGCAAACAAGGACAAGAUGGAGGUCGAGACGGAGGAGGACGCGGAUGGGGCGGCGACAAACGUGGGGGAGAACGGCGAGAAGCUGGACGCCAACUCGCGAAUCGCGAGGCCUGUACCGUGCGUGGAGUACGUCGGUCACUCCGCCGCGGUGCACGGCGUCGACCUCUCCCCGGGGCACGACUUUCUCCUCUCCUGCUCCCGCGAUCAGACGAUUCGGGUGUGGUCGACGCGACUGGAGAUCCCCCUCGCCGCGUACAAGAGCCACAGGUUCCCCGUCUGGGACGUCAAGUGGUGCGGCACCGGCCACUACUUCGCCUCGGCGUCCAACGACUGCACCGCUCGGGUGUGGGCCAUGGACGAGUCGCAGCCGCGAAGGGUCAUGGUCGGACACCUCGCCGACGUGGACUGCGUCGCGUGGCACCCAAACACCAAUUACAUAGCGACGGGCAGCACCGACCGCACCGUGCGCCUGUGGGACGUGCAGACGGGCGAUUGCGUCCGAAUUUUCACCGGCCACCGCGGCGGGGUUCGGUCGCUCGCGAUGUCCCCGGACGGCAAGAGCAUGGCGAGCGGGUCAGACGACGGCGGCGUUUUGGUCUGGGACCUCGCCACCGCUAAGUGCUCGCACGCGUUCGAGGGGCACGGGGGCGCGGUGUACUCGCUGGACUACAGCCACGGCGCGGGCACCGUGCUCGCGUCGGGCGGCGCGGACGAGACCGUCAAGCUGUGGGACGUGUCGCAGUCGGCGUUGAACGAGGCCAACGGCGGCGAGGCGGGCGCGGUGAAAGCGGAGAACAAGGCGUCGGCGGCGGCGAGGAAACCGCCCAUGACGAGCCUGAGGACCAAAUCGACGCCGGUGUUUAACGUUCAGUUCACCGGGCGUAACCUGCUGAUGGCGAUGGGGGCGCGAGCGCCGUCCGUCAGGUACCAGGCGGCGGCAUGACGGCGAAUACGCGACUCAACGAGAUCAUGGAAAUAAGAGCUUUUCAUUUAAC
Molecule: messenger RNA, 2320 nt
Organism: Micromonas commoda
Lineage: Eukaryota; Viridiplantae; Chlorophyta; Mamiellophyceae; Mamiellales; Mamiellaceae
Product: transcription factor TFIID with WD40 repeat
Exons: 3
Coding region: 1-2268 (755 amino acids)
Biological process (GO): transcription initiation at RNA polymerase II promoter
Cellular component (GO): transcription factor TFIID complex
Molecular function (GO): RNA polymerase II general transcription initiation factor activity; protein binding
Source: RefSeq, a predicted model, not a curated record